This is a messenger RNA of Carassius gibelio (silver crucian carp), 4702 nucleotides long. Its product is annotated as CD9 antigen-like. Gene Ontology annotation, cellular component: membrane. The record is from RefSeq and is a predicted model, not a curated record. Bases 110 to 748 code for a protein of 212 amino acids. The transcript has 8 exons. Lineage: Eukaryota; Metazoa; Chordata; Actinopteri; Cypriniformes; Cyprinidae.
UGCUAGUGCAGAUGUUGACUAGAGCUCGUGCACUGCAGCAGCAUCAACGCGUUUUACACCGUAAGCCGGACUGUUUUCAAAGAAGAGCCCUUCAAAUUAUACUUUCACCAUGGGGAAGGUUGAAGGCGGGAUGAAAUGUGUGAAAUAUCUCCUCUUCGUGUUCAAUUUUAUAUUUUGGUUGAUAGGCUCGCUGGUUCUGGCUGUGGGCCUCUGGCUCAGACUUGAUCCAAAUACUGUGUCUCUUCUCGGAGAAGACGGCCCUGAAACCUUCUUCAUCGGGGUCUAUAUCCUCAUCGUGGCCGGGGCUCUGGUGAUGCUGGUGGGCUUCUUCGGCUGCUGUGGUGCCGUGAGGGAGUCUCAGUGCCUUCUGGGAUUGUUUUUCGCCUGUCUUCUGGUCAUCUUUGGGGCAGAAGUGGCUGCAGGAGUGUUUGGGUUCCUCAACAAAGAUGAGAUCAUUAAGGAAAUAAAGCAGUUCUAUGACGAAUCAGCAGGAAUCAAAGGCAGUAAUGAAACCAUCCAGUCCUACCAUUUAAUUCUGAACUGCUGUGGCUCACCUUCAACACAAACCAGUUUGUGUGAAGACGUCGGAUCAAACCAGACAUGUGAUGUGGCCAUUGAAGAGUUUUUCAACAGUAAGCUCUUCGUCGUGGGUUAUGUGGGGAUUGGAAUCGCGGGAGUCAUGAUCAUUGGCAUGAUCUUCAGUAUGGUCCUAUGCUGUGCAAUUCGGAAUAGCAGGGAGGUGAUCUAACACAGUCUUCCUCACCUAGACUUGACCUUUCACCUUUGAUGCUUAACCUUUGCUGGACUUGCAUAUACAACAUUAACAUUCAAACCGAGCUCAAGGUGUUCUUCUGCCAUUCAGGAGCUGAAAACAAACUCCACUUUCGUAAUCCUGUACACCUCAACCAACCAAUGGUUAGUCCGGCCUCGUCGUUUAAACUGUCAAAUUGCUGGAUUGUCUUUAUUUAAUGCCUGCUGGUUGGGUGCAGAACUGGAAGUUGUUAAAUUCGUUUUAAUAUCAUUUAGAUUUUGACUUCAGUUCUAGUGCAUACUGAUCUGCUCGUCCUGCGAUAGUUUGCAGAUUUAGGUAUUGAUGCUAUUCCAGGCUGUUGCUGCGUGGCUUCGCAUGUCAGAUAAAAAUAUUGUGUAAUGUGAUGCCAGGGGUUCAGUGGCAAACCCACGGCUGCUGGGAACUGUGAGAAGAAGACCCACAGAUGCCUUUCGCUUUACGUUUGUACACAAACAAAGUAGUCUUCUACAUCACCGACACAUUCCAAUCGCAAACAAAUGCUAUCCUGGAUCCGAAUGCGAAGGAUCAGAAACACACAUGUCGAUGAUCUUCAGAAGAAUACUUGUAUCCAUAUCAUAAAUGGACAGUCCACCCAAAAAUUUUUGUUUUAUAAUAAUUUACUCACCCUCAUGUUGUUCCAAACCUGUAUGUAUGGAAGCUUGUGAAUAAAACAAUUUAAAUUAUGAUUGCAACUUUUUAUCUCGCAAUUCUAACUUUUUAUUUUUUCUCAGGAUUGUGAAAUAUAAACUCACUUUUCUGAUAGAUGAAGUCAGAAUUGUGUUACAUAAACUCGCAAUUCUGAGAAAUAUUUUUUUUUGUCUUCUCAGAACGGGACUUUUUAAUGCACAAUUGCAAAUAUAUGUCUCACAGUUGUAAGAAAAAACUCACAGUUUCGAGAACAAAAGUCAGAAUUGAACGUUUAUACACUCUUAAAAAUAAAGGUGCUUCACAAUGCAUAACUUUACAACUCUCAAUUCUGACUUUAUAACUCACUAUUCUGAACUUAUAUCUUUAUAACUUUAUAACUUGCAAUUGACUUUAUAUAUCUCAAUUUUAACUUUAUAUCUUGGAAUUCUGACUUUAUAACUGCAAUUCAGAAUUUAUAGCGUAUCCUGGAAUUUUGACUUUAUGUCUCGCAAUUCUAUCUUGGAAUUCUGACUUUAUAUCUCAAUUCUGAUUUUAUAACUUGCAAUUCAUUAUGGCAAUUCUGACUUUAAAAUUCGCAAUACUGACUACAUCUCGCAAUUCUGAUUUUAUGUCGCAAUUCUGACUUCAUAACUCGCAAUUCUGAUUUUAUGUAGAAAUGAUGACUUUAUAUCUUGUAAUUAUGACUUCAUAACUCGCAAUUAUGACUUCAUAACUCGCAAUUAUGACUUCAUAACUUGCAAUUAUGACUUUAUAUCAGUUCAAUAGUUCAACUAAAAAUUGAACAGUUCAACUAAAAAUAGCACAAUUCUGACAUUAUAAUUCGCAAUUGUGAGUUUAUAUCUCAAUUUUGAGAAAAAAAAAAUCUGAAUUGUGAGAUGUAAACUCACAAUUGCAAGACAAAAAUUCAGAAUUGUGAGAUAAAAGGGUGGAAUUACCUUUUUAAUUGUUUUAUUCUGUGGCAAAAACAGGCUUCCAUAUGUAUGAGUUCCUUUAAACACUAAAGAUAUUUUGAAAAGUGUUGGUAACCAAACAGCUGACGUUAGCCACUGGCUUCCACACUAUUGAGAAAUACUAUGGAAGUUGAUGGUUACUAUAUGAAAUAUAAGGUUACCAACAUUCUUCAAAAUAUCUUCAUUCUUUGUUCAACAGCUGAAAGAAACUCAUACAGGUUUGGAACAUCUCCAGGGUGAUUUUUAGUUGAACUGUGCCUUUCAGUCUUGCUUCCCCUUUGAACUUCUCCACGUCUUUUCCAAUUUAGGAAAGGCACACUGACACAUAUUCCCGGCUCUGCUUUUCUUGCGUUUGAACUCACAUUGACCCACAGAUGAUCAGGUUUGUGUUAUGUAAUAGCCAGGCUCAUCUGAAGCCCCUACUGAUAACGGUACAGCCCGGUAUUCUCUGGCACGAUGGAGCAAAUCUUCUCAUUCCCAAGCUGGAUCUUAUGGUGUAGAGUUGCCUGGUUAUUUUACACAUGUUGCUAAGUAAAGACUCUGAAGAUCCACUGACACUGUCUUGAGCCUUCUAUAAUUGGUUGCAUCCAACCCUCUGCGCUGUGAAUAUGAAACGGAUCAGACAUGAACAACAUUUGAAUCAUUUGCUUGAUUCAUUCAACAGUUGAGGAUGAUUCAAGCAGUGUGCUUAAGUAGUGGAAUUAGAAGAAGAGUUGGUUGCACUUUAUUUUAAGGUGUCCUUGUUACAAUGUAAUUAAACAUUAGUACUGAGUGAUAUUAAUUAAAGGGUUAGUUCAGCCAAAAAUGAAUUAUGUCAUUAAUAACUCACCGUCAUGUCGUUCCAAACCCGUGAGACCUCGGAACACAGUUUAAGAUAUUUUAGAUUUAGUCCGAGAGCUUUCUGUCAUAGUUUGUUGUUAUUAUAAUAGUAAGUACAUGUAGCGUAUAACAAGAACACCUUAAAAUAAAGGGUUACUGAAGAGUUAUUUUUUUAUUAUUUCAACAUGCAUAUAAAUUGCAUACGUUAUAAAUGCAUUGGUUGACUUUGAAAUAAUUGGGAGACUGUCCAUGUGAAUUUCUUUGUACACACAUUCACUUAUUUAAUUAGUGGGGGUGGGGGGGUGGGGGCAGAGAUGGAAACAGGAUCAGGAAAGGAACUCAAAGACAUCUGUACCACAUGUUUUGAGGUUUUAAUUGGAUUUGGUUUCUCAGAUUUUCAGUGAGGUCUCAUACUAUUGAACCCCGCAUUUUUAACCUAAAAUUUUUAUACUGGCCAAAAAAUUGUCACUUAUUCUUCAACUUCGAAAGAUCAAAUUCAGGAUUCUGAAAUGAACACUGAAAUGACUCCAAUUUGUAAUGAAUCUAAUUUUCCACAUACUGAACUGAAUUGGUCCAGAUGUACUUACAGUCUCAACACACAUUCCCUUUGACAAUAUGUCAGCAACAUUUAGCAGAAAAGAUGGCCUACUAUCAAUAGUGUAGCAAUGCAUCAAGUGCAGCUCACACAGAAGUCACUUUCAAACCAAGCAGCUCUCUGUUGGUCAGUGGAAAAUGAAUGUGACCAACUUUACACAAAAUCUGUGUGGGGCAACAGUAAAAUUUACUGCAACAGUAAAUGUGAAUGAUCUGCAGUCUAACAUUCUGUGUAUGUAUCUGUGAGAGUUUCAUAAGUUGUCAUUGUAGGUGUAGCGAUCAUGGCCAUCUGUAUUGUGUGUAUAGAGGCAGUUUUGACCAGUGUACAGAAACUUUGGUUUCAUAUUAUGCAUUUGAAGGUGCCUGAAAAGGCAACAUAGUAUUUGUUGUUUGUUUGUUUUUUUAAUGAAAGGAUUGGGAAAGGAACAAAAUCCCUGUUUUGCUAUUUAUAAAGUGGCAGUCAUUGGUUGGUCAGAUGUAUUUCUGCUGGUGUGUCACUGCUGAAGUUCCUCAGGUUGAAACGGCAUUAGAGUAGCGAUUAGGAUACGUCAUAGUCAAUGCUAACAGAGAGUAACACAUGACAGAAGUGUUCGGUUCACAUUCAAUACUGAUGUAGAUCUAUCUUCAACCCUGUUCAGACUGUAAAAUAACUAGCAUGGAGCAUGUAGUGUGGCUUUCGAGUAGAGGCUCUGUUUUAAACUAUUAAGUGUGUCAUUCCUACACUUUGUGUAAACAAUGUCAAGAUUUUUUCGUACUGUAAAAAUAACACUGCAUUCUUUUAAUGUUAGUGUUUGUAAUUUGUGUUUAAUUUAUUUUUUUCUGAAGAACAAUUUCAAAAUAGCAUUCAAGUUUCUCAGGAACACUGCAGCAUGAGAACAAUAAAAUAGUUUGAAGUUUCUGA